Sarcophilus harrisii (Tasmanian devil) is the source of this 3908-nucleotide messenger RNA. RefSeq names its product SH3 domain binding protein 4 (gene SH3BP4). The coding region runs from base 559 to 3462 and encodes 967 amino acids. The record is from RefSeq and is a predicted model, not a curated record. Gene Ontology annotation, molecular function: protein binding. The transcript has 7 exons. Gene Ontology annotation, cellular component: cytoplasm. NCBI's taxonomy places the organism in Eukaryota, Metazoa, Chordata, Mammalia, Dasyuromorphia, Dasyuridae.
UCCUCCCCCGCCCAGCCCAGCCCGGUCCAGCCCCGCGGCGGAGCCGAGUCGGACUCAGAGCGGCGCGCGCACAGGGCGAGCGCCCCAGCCUGGCCCUCCCGGCAGCCCGGGAUCCCGGAGCCGGACUCGCCCGCAGCCUCGCAGCCCUCUCGCCCGAAGGAAGCCCGCGCUGCUGCCGCGGCGCCCCCGGGAUCCGGCCGCGCUCGUUGGCCGGAGGAGCGGCGGCCCCGGGGAGCAGACACUAUGGGAACGAGCUUCUGGAUGCAAGACAGGGACAGCCCCAUUCUUCUCUGACAUCGGAGGGAAGUGACCCGUUGCCUUCAGAUAACCUGGAGUCUCCUCUGGCCUUUUUUAAACUGCUGACUGUGCGCCCGACACUGUGACAAGUGAUGGGGACACAAGGAGCCCAUUUCUGCCUUCAAGGAGCGGGACCGAGACGCGCGCUGUGAAAGUGCGGCCCUGGGAAAGCCAGGUUUGCCCGGGACGGAUGUCGUAGGGACGGCGGCCGGAGCCUGGGGAGGAAACAUGAAGCACUAGCCCUCUUGAAAGGGUUUCAAGAUGGCAGCUCAGCGGAUCCGCGCGGCCAACUCCAAUGGGCUCCCGCGCUGCAAAUCCGAGGGGACGCUGAUAGACCUGAGCGAGGGCUUCUCGGAGACGAGCUUCAACGAUGUCAAAGUGCCUUCCCCCAGUGCCUUGCUUGGCGACAAUCCCACGCCGUUUGGAAACGCAAAAGAAGUGAUAGCAAUCAAGGACUACUGCCCCACCAACUUCACCACCCUCAAGUUCUCCAAAGGGGACCGCCUGUACGUCUUGGACACCUCGGGCGGGGAGUGGUGGUACGCCCACAACACCACGGAGAUGGGCUACAUCCCCUCCUCCUAUGUGCAGCCCGUCAACUACCGCAACUCGACGUUGAGCGACAGUGGUAUGAUCGACAAUCUUCUGGACAGCCCCGACGAAAUGGCCAAGGAGCUGGAAUUGCUGGGAGGGGGCUGGACGGAGGAGAAGAAGGGGUCGAAUAAAGCCCACAAUAAUAAUCCUUUCUGGAACGGGGUGCAGACAAACCCAUUUCUGAAUGGGAACGUGCCCCUCGUGCCCAGCGUGGAGGAAGCGGUCCCGAAGACCACGGUGGACUUGCUGCUCUUUGACACAGAGGUGCCCCCCCCUUCUUAUACCACAACCGGUUCGGUGACCGCCAACAGCAUCGGCAACAUCUUUGACGAGCUGCCGUCCACCAACCGACUCUCCGACGCCGAGCAACCCAUCAAGCGGGACAACCCCUUUUUCAGAAGCAAACGGUCGUACAGUUUAUCCGAGCUCUCCGUCCUCCAAGCCAAGUCAGAAGCCCCUUCGUCGUCCACGUUUUUCACCGGGUUAAAGUCUCCGACCCCUGAACAGUUUCAGAGCCGAGAGGACUUUCGGACCGCCUGGUUGAACCACCGAAAGCUGGCCCGUUCCUGCCACGAUCUGGACCUGCUUGGCCAGAAUCCCGGCUGGGGUCAGACUCAGCCCGUGGAGACGAACAUCGUGUGCAAGCUGGACACGUCGGGGGGGGCCGUGCAGCUCCCGGACACCAACAUCACCAUCCACGUGCCCGAGGGCCACGUGGCUCCCGGGGAGAUGCAGCAGAUUUCCAUGAAAGCCUUGUUGGACCCUCCCCUGGAGCUCAACAGUGACAAAUCGAGCACCAUCAGCCCGGUCUUGGAGGUGAAACUGAGCAACAUGGAGGUGAAGUCCUUCAUCAUCUUGGAGAUGAAGGUUUCGGCCGAGGUCCGGCAGGACGUCGUCAGUAAGAGCACCGUGGCCGUGCAGUGCUUGCGCAGCGACAUGAAGGAGGGGCCCUAUGUGCCGGUCCCUCUGCUCUACAACUACGGCGACACGAUCCAGGUCCACCUGGAGAACCUGGAGCCUUGCAUGUACAUAGCCAUCGUGGCCCACGGACAGAACAUCCUGUACCCCUCCACCGUCUGGGACUUCAUCAAUAAAAAAAUCACCGUGGGGGUGUACGGCCCCAAACACAUCCAUCCCUCCUUUAAGACAGUGGUGACGCUCUUCGGGCACGAGUGCGCGCCCAAGACGCUGCUGGUGAGCGAGGUCACGCGGCAGGUCCACGGGACUUCUCCGGUGGCCCUGCAGCUGUGGGGCAAGCACCAGUUCGUUCUGUCUAGGCCCCAGGACCUCCGGCUGUGCAUGUUCUCCAACAUGACCAAUUACGAGGUCCGAGCCAGCGAGCAAGCCAAGGUGGUCCGGGGCUUCCAGAUGAAGCUGGGCAAGGUGAGCCGCCUGAUCUUCCCCAUCAUCUCCCACGACCCCAACGACCUGUCCGACUUCACCCUGAGGAUCCAGGUGAAGGACGACCAGGAGGCCAUUCUCACCCAGUUCUGCGUCCAGACCCCUCAGCCCCCGCCCAAGAGUGCCGUCAAGCCUUCGGGACCCCGGAGGUUCCUCAAGAAGAACGAGAUCGGGAAGAUCAUCCUGUCCCCGCUGGCCGCCACCACCAAGUACCCGACUUUUCAGGAGCGUCCCGUGGCCAGCCUCAAGUUCGGGAAAUUGCUGAAGACGGUCGUGAGACAGAAUAAAAACCAUUAUUUGCUGGAAUACAAGAAGGGGGAUGUCAUAGCCUUGCUCAGCGAGGAGAAGAUCAAGUUGAAAGGGCAGCUGUGGACCAAAGAGUGGUACAUCGGGUAUUACCAGGGUAAGAUCGGACUCGUGCACACCAAGAACGUGCUCAUCGUCGGGAAGAUCCGGCCGUGCUUUUUCUCCGGGCCUGACCUCAGUACCAGCGUGCUGCUGGAACAGAUCCUGAGGCCCUGCAAGUUUCUGACGUACAUCUACGCCUCCGUACGGACCUUGCUCAUGGAGAACAUCAGCAGCUGGCGCUCGUUCGCGGACGCCUUGGGCUACGUCAACCUGCCGCUCACCUUCUUCUGCCGGGCGGAGCUGGACAGUGAGCCUGAGCGCGUGGCCUCCGUCCUGGAAAAGUUGAAGGAAGACUGUAACAAUACUGAGAAUAAAGACAGAAAAUCUUUUCAGAAGGAGCUCAUGAUGGCCUUGUUGAAGAUGGACUGUCAGGGCCUCGUGGUCAGGCUCAUCCAGGACUUCGUGCUCCUGACCACCGCCGUGGAGGUGGCCCAGCGAUGGAGGGAGCUGGCCGAAAAGCUCGCCAAAGUCUCCAAGCAACAAAUGGAUGCUUACGAGUCUCCCCACCGGGACAGGAACGGGGUGGUCGACAGUGAGGCCAUGUGGAAGCCUGCCUAUGACUUCUUAUUGACAUGGAGCAAUCAGAUUGGGGACAGCUAUCGGGAUGUCAUCCAGGAGCUCCAUCUGGGCUUGGACAAGAUGAAGAACCCCAUUACGAAGCGUUGGAAACAUCUCACAGGGACCCUGAUCCUAGUGAACUCCCUCGAUAUUCUGAGGGCAGCUGCCUUCAGCCCCAUGGACCAUGAAGACUUUGCCAUCUGAUAUGUGGGCUUUCAAACCCUUUCUGCUGCUUUCUCUUUAUGAUGAAUGGCCUUCAGCCCAGGAUGGAACUGAACACGAAGAGCAGGCCAUUCGGUACAGACCAGAAUCCUCUGCUCCAGACUGGUACCAUGGCCAAGGACUAAGCAUCUCCAUAUUCUUUUCUUUCCCAUCCCUCCCCCUUCCUCGCUAUUCUCCUGACCCAGGACCAUCCCGAAGAGAUUUUCUAUUGUAUAUUGUUGCCAAUCAAACGGACUUUCUACUUGUAAAGUAUAAAAUGAAAAAUCAUGUUUUUAUAGCUAUUUGGAAAAAACAUACAGAAUAUCUAAUUUUUUAACAGACAAAAGGGAAAAAAAAUAAAACCGCUGAUGAGGUGAGGUGAGGAAGAUGUGGACUUUUUUCAGAUGUAUAAAGCCUUUUUUUUUUUUUUUAAAUUAUGGUAUGCUUUU